UACGAAUUUUUAAUAUACUGCGACGUGUUGCGAUUUAAAUUUUCUUUUUUUUUUUUUUGAUUAUAUAAAAUUUAUAAAUAUAAAUAUUUUUUGACCUUAUUUAAAUAAUAAUAAAUUUGUUUACAUUGGUUAGAGUUUAAUGGAUUAAUGAGAGUUUAUGGAUCAUUCUAAGUACGCUAAUAUGAUAGUGUAUCAUGCAUGUGUGUGUAUAUUUAAGAGUACAUCAAUGUCAAUUGUAUGUCACAAUAGUAGGUUAUGACCAUUUACGACACAAAUGUAUUGAACGUACUUAGGUAUAACCUACAGGUUAAUAAGUGUGAGGAGAUAGACUUCUUUAUGCUAACAUUACUCAUAAUAAGUUAUAUACUGUGAUUAGAAUUUAUUAUACACUAUACUUUAUUUGAUUAUAAACACAUAUUUAAGUGUAAAUCUUGAGAAAUUAUGAAAUCACAGUGCAUGUGAUAAACGCGAGAUACACCGUUAAGUCCUUACAAGAUUUAUUAAAGAACAAUGAAAGGAUGCCAUGGGUGAACAUAACAAUGGUCCUUAUGAACAACAGCUUCUUGCUGUAUUUGAAAGUUGUUUGAUGAAAGGACAAACAGAACUGAAAGAAGAGGAUCUAUCCUCUUUAUGCAAUAAAUUACAACUCCAUAACCGUGGAGAUGAAUUAAAGGAAUGUAUUAAAAAAUGUACUCCAGGAAAACGAUCAAUUUCAUUUCAAGAAUUUCGAGGUGGAUUAUUACUUCUGUUGGGCAAAACACAAGAGCUGUUGACUCAAGGUGACACGGAUUGUACUAUACAAUUACAGCAAGAAGUAAAUAUAAAUAAUGAUAAUGAUAAAAUUUCUGACUUUCCAAACUCAGAAAUUCAAGAAUCUCAUAUGAAUGAUAGCAAUACAAAAACAGGUCUUAUAUUAGAUAAAAAUCGAUUAAAAGAUUUAUGGCAAAAAAUGAAUGUAUGUUUCAAAGAAAAUGCAGAUACUGCAGAAAAAUAUUACAUGUCUAAUCACAGGGAGACUUCUGCACUUCCAAAACAAAUAGCUCAACGCAUAUUUGAAAAACUUGAUCAAAAUAGCGAUGGUCUUAUUAGUUUAGAUGAGUUUUUAGAUAUAUUUAAAAAUCAAACUAUUUUACAAGAAGAAUUGAUUCUUCCUUGCAAGGAUAUAUCUUCAAAAUGUUUAACAAAUUCAAAUGAAGAAAAAUCUGAUUAUGAUACACUUCAACAUCGUGAUUCAGGCUUUAUUCAGCAUAAUAUUGUUACCGAUAUGUGGAAAAUGGCUGGUAUUUCUGAUGCAGCUUCUCUUUUAUCAGAUUUGGGGUAUAACUCAUCAAGUAUUAAUUUAAGUGAUUUGGUUACUACCUUAUGCGAUGAAUUGAAAAGUCUUAAUGAUUCUAUAAUCAAUACAGAUAUUCAGCCUCAUAUUAGUUUGUUGAAAGGUGUUUUUCUUCUUUAUAAGGAAGAAUUACGCAACUUGAACAUUUUGAUAGAAAAUAUAACAGGUGAAAGAGAUAAAUUGCGAGUUGAUGUAAUAGAGGCUAAUGAGAGAGCGAAUUCCCUUGCACAAGAAAUUGAUGAACAUCAUUUUCGGCAAGAGGAAAUUAAACAAAAUUUAUUAAAACAGAUCGAAUAUAAACAUUCUGAGAUUAUAAAGGAUUUAUCAAAUCAACUUAGUUUGGAACGUGAAAGUAAUGCUACUACUUUAAAAGUAAAAGAACAACAGUUACAAACGCAGCAACAAGAAAAUUAUCAAAAUAAAAAUAAACUUUUGACUGCUUUACAAGAUAAUCAAAUUCUAGAAACAGAAAAUGAAAAUCUCCGAAGUCAAAUAGAUAAGCUAAAAGAAUCUAACAAUGAACUUUUGAUGCAAAUUAAAAUGCUUGCUGCGGAACAUGAUGAGGUUGAUGAUAUAGAUGCAAAGAAGGAAGAACAAGUUCUACAUUUAAUCGAUCGUAUGAAACAGUUGCAGUCAGAAAUAGUUUCCCUGCGCGAUCAAAAUGAUGAACUUACUAUAAAAUUGGAGAUAUCAAGAUCACGUGAUAGUGAAACAAAUUUGCGAGCAAUUAAAAAUGAAGCAGUUGAUGCUACUGUCACAUCGGAAACAAAUACCAACGUAGAAACGACUUCGCAGAAAGAGGAAAUUCUAUCCUGCAGCAAUGGUAUAAAUGAAAAAGUUGAAUUGCUCAAAACGGAGAUAGAUACAAUAGAUAAUAAAGAACAAAUUAUAAAAGAUUUAAAAAAUAUGUUAAUAAAAUGUGGGGAUUGUUCUUGUGAAAACUGUGAUUAUAAAGAUGCAAUAUCUUCUGUUAUUUGUGGACAAUCAAAGUUCAACUCAUUUUCGUUAACCGAAGAAAUUGAUUUUUCUAAAAGUCUUGCUUCUGAGCUUGAGACUGAAUGCGAAGAAAGAACAAGUGAAUCAUUAAGAGAUUUUGUUGUUUCUAAAUGUAAUAAAACAACGUCUGCGAAACGGGUGAUGCAUAAUAGUAAUGAUACAAUGAUUUGUUCUACGGAUACCAAUUGUAAUCAUGCAGAUAUUAAAUCAUUACAAAAUAAAAUAACUAGUCUUCGAGAUUAUCCACCUCGGAAAGAUGAAUAUUCUAUUACGGAUCAUAUGAAGAAUUUAAAAGAAAAAGAUAUAACGUCCAAUCAUAGUGUGCCUUGUAAUGAAUCUGAUAAGAAAAACAAUACGACUUUAUCUAACAGUGAUAAUUCUCUUACUAAUUUAGUUUCUCAGGAACAAGAAAAUUGGUGGCAAACUGAGAAAAAACAAUUGACUGAAAGAUGUUUAGAAUUAGAAGGAAGUCUUGAUUUAUUGAAAGCAGAAUAUGAAGAAUGCGAAGAUUAUUGGGCUGCUAAAUUGGAAGAAGAGAGGCAGUUGUUCGAACAAGAACAAAAAAUAAGUGAUGAAAAAUUUUCAGAGCUUAUUGCUAAAAUGGCAGAAUAUGAGGAAAUGAUUAGUCCAAUAGAUAAAGUGAAAAACGGUGGUCGAUUAUCUCCUAUAGAAGAAAAAUUUAAUUUGGAACAACAGUAUUUAGAUUUGGAAGAAGAAUUUGAACAAUGGAAAGUGCAAACAGAGAAGGAUAUUUUGGAGAAAGAUAAAGAGAUUAAAAGUUUAUUUGAAAAAUUGAAACAUUUGGAGAGACCAGAAAAGAUUGAUAUUUCAAUUCAGGUAUCAGAUGAAAGCAUUUUUCAACGAUCUUGUACUUUUUGCAAUAAUAUUCCCAUGGAUUCAUUUAACGUUGAAUCGUAUAUGCAAUUGCAACCGAGGUCACCUCAAUAUGAUGGGAAUACAUCUAAGGUUACAGAAAAUUUUAAAGGGGAUCAUAUAUUUGAAAAUUCAAUGCCUUCUAAUCAUUUUAUGUCGCAAGUUAUAGAGGAAGAAAGUUGCGUAGAAAAUUGUCAUUCAAAUCAAUUACCGUCUAUUAAUAAAGCGGAUACAAAUAAUGUAUAUAAAUGUGAAAAAUCAGAAUCGGGAGAGAAAAAAACGAAUAAUAUUUCUGAAUGUACGACGUUUACAGAAAAAGAAGAUAAAAAAAGUAAAUUCAAGCAUAGCAUGUCCAGAAAAGAAAACAAUUUAUUAAUACAAGAAUUAAUAAAAUCGCAAACUUUAAAUAGUUUACAUUGUCAAGGUUUGCAAGAUAUUGCACAACAACAAGUAUGUAAUAUUGACAUAAAUAUAUUGGAAAAUCUAAAUAUGAAAUUACAGAUUCAAGAACGUAAAAAACGCCAAUUAGAAGAAUAUUUUAUACAGCGGCAACAUCAUAUAGAACAAGUAUUACAUCAAACUUUGUCUCAGCAUCAAAUAGAGGUAUCUGAAUUACGGUGUCUUCUUUAUAAUACUCAAGAAAAAUUACAAAUUCAAAUUCAAGCAAAUACUGAACAGGCUAAAAGAUUAGCCGGAGCUGAUAUGCUUGCAAAGGAUUUAUUUAUAGAAAAUGCAUAUCUAAUAGCAAACUUAAAGAGACUCAAACAACAUUGUUUAUUAUCAGGAGUUAAUUAUGAAUCUACUUCAAUUGGUAGUGGUGGUAGCGGUAGUGGUCGUGGUGGUGGUGGUGGUGGUAGUGGUGGUGGAGAUGGUGGUGGAGGUGUUGGUGGAGGUGGUAAUGGUGAGGAGGAGGUAGGAGAUGCAGCCUCCGCCAGUAUCCACGUGUUCAGUGUAGUAGCGCGUUAUGACCCGGAUGUUAGAUCGAUAGAUGCGAGCAAAUCGACGAAAGGCGCCAGCAAACUACGAAGGGACCUGAUAAAUGCCGAAAUCGCGAAUCUACGUGAUCUACUCCCGCUACCGCCCUCGACACGGCAGAGACUUUCUCAGUUGCAACUUAUGGCCUUGGUCUGCGUCUUUCUGCGAAAAGCCAACUACUUUCAACAAGGGUAUACGUGGGAGUCGUCGGAUGGAGUAACGGUGAUUGCAAUAUCGCAGAGGUGUUUGGGGAGGAACAUAUGCAUAACCAUGUAUGAAAGACGAGGGUUCGCAAGGGAGGAAGGGAGGUUACUCUGUAGACGGACCAAAAAUACCGGACGUAGAGUAUUUCGCUUACGGGGGACAACGAUGAUGGAGAACGGAAGGACGAUUGGAGGAUCUUCUCUUCGUCGUCUUCGAGCCCUGAAGAACUGCCCGUCCGAAUCAUCGAACAUGCCAACACCGAACAUCGGAUUCUCGAAAUGCAUACAAUUCUUUCAGGCUAUGUCCGGAUUUAUCAUGAUGAUGACGCAACAAGGAAAAUUAUUGUACAUAUCGGAAAAUGCUGCGGAAUACCUCGGGCACUCGAUGGAGGAUCUGCUAAUUCAUGGCGAUAGUGUUUACGACGUGAUUGAUAAACAGGACCAUAUCGUAGUUCAAAAUCAAUUGGCAAGAAAUAGUCCAGCACCAAACGAUAGAAGGCUCUUCCUUUGUCGUAUCAAUGUAUCAAGAAAUUCUCGGAGACAGCUUCGUUUUGGUGAUCAAAAGGUCGUUCUCGUUGAGGGUCAUUUUUUACCAUUCGUUCCUGUUUGUAAUCGUAAUGAAUUCGUUUUUCUGGCAUCCUGUACACCGGUUGUUUUACCAGAAACUCGAGAGAGUAUCGUUCAAGGGGCAACAAAUAUUUUUACUACGAUUCAUUCUAUGGAUAUGAAGUACCUGCACAUUGACAAAACGGCUGAAAGUCACAUGGAGUACAAUCGUUCGGAGCUCGUUGGUGUUUCGUGGUACAAUCUCUUACAUUGGGAUUCGAUACGAACGGCUUAUUGCAAGCACCAAACAGUUAUACAAUCGGAUCAAGAACGAUCGAGUACAGCAUUAUUGAGGUUACAAAGUCGUUCUGGAAGAUGGUUUUGGGUUCAUUGUGUUCUCCAAGUUAAGGAAACGUCGGAAGAGUGUCAGCAUCCUAUAAUAGUAUGCACCAAUCAAGUAUUAAGCGAUCGAGAGGCUGAAGUGAUGCGUUCAAGUUCAUGGUUGUAUCAGUAUUCUUCUCAAGCUAAAUUCACUUACGGUAUAUGUUCAACCGGUCAGACACGUGGCGUGCAAUAUACUGUUGGAACGCAAAGUAGUGGUUCACAACAACAACAGGAAUAUGUACGUUCGUCGUCAUUGGGACAUAGUAGCGACGCCGAACAAUCCCCGUCGAUUUGCAAUUUGGAUCAAGAAUCUCAUAGAUCCACUAAGACGGAACCGGUCGAUUAUCCAAGCAGAUUACCUUGGGACGAUGUCGAACCGGUCGAUAUGUCCAUCGGUAGUGCCCAAGAACACGAUAACAGAAAUCUACAGUUUCAUUCUCAACAUGGCAAUCAUCAUCACGGGCUUGGACAAUUCUCUGGUAGAUACCAUAAGUCCCAUCAAAAAAGUUCUUUGCAUUUGGCGGGAUACAGAGCGAAGUUUGUGCAGUAUCACGGGCAGUUUAGCAGUGGCACCGACACACCGAAAUAUUACAUCACCGAUCUGGACAAGGAAUAUGGAUGUACCGAUCAGCGGUUUGAUGUGAUACUCCUUCCUGACGCGAACAGGAGUACCGUCCACAAACGACUCCCAACGAAAGUUUUACCAGCAUCGAUAACCGUUGGCUCGACCGCCGAGCCAGUCGAGUCCUCGACGGAACACUGGAGUUCCAGUCCAGCAUGGUCAGACGCAUUGCAGAGGGUCCCGGAUGUGGUUCAUCAGGAGCUAAGCCCAUAUAUCACGACACCGACGACUCCUGCGGACACACCAGAUUCCGAUUUACAUUCCGAGGCACCGAUAUUCAAUUUCGACUGGGCCGGGGAACAACACGUGCCGAAUUUGAAGAUAACAUUUCGUAGCUCGAAUCACGAACCGAAAGAUGUUCAGGACGUUCAACCUAUUACUUUACAAUUACCCCGUAGAAAGGGCCAUUCCGGUGACGAGUCGAAGGACUUCACCAAAUGAAUGUCCGUUUCUCUUUAGUUAGACCAAUCUCUCUUUAAUUUAACAACUUUCACGCGCCUGAUAUCCUUCGACGGCCAUUUAUAUCUGAAUAUCUUUUUUUUUUUCCCAUACGAUUGUAGUUUAUAAAUUUAACGGUGCUGUGGAUAACCGAGUAUAUUUUUCGUUAACUCGUUGUCAGCGAUUAAUCUAAUCGGUGAAGAAGUAUUGUUGAUCUGUGCCUUUUAGAUUUUAAUGGUAUAGUUCUCUUAAUAAACGGACCAGCGUCCCUUUUGCUUGCUUACGAUUCCUAAAAGAAUUGUAGGUGCAAGCAAAGGUACAUAUGUCCAAUUUAGGGCUCAUUUUUAAGUAGGAAUAUUAGUACUUACACGCAUUGAAAACCGUGCAUUUCAUCGUGCAUAUGUAAAAGUAUAUUAAUGCGAUAAUGCGAAUUAAUUAUACGAUUUUGCGUGAGAAGGGUGCACGAUCGAUUAACGAUUAGAAGGACAACAUACAUUUUUUUUGUAGGUAUAAAAAUGAAAGGAGGGGGAUAAUAAGAUCGAUAUGACAAUAAAAAUCAAUGUAUCGUUGCAUAGUUACCUUAUCAUGAAAAAAUAUGGCGACGACGAUGACCACGACGACGACCACGACGAUUACUACUACUACUACUACUAUUACUUCUACUACUGCUACUACUAUUACUUCUAUUUCUACUACUACUACUACUACUACUACUACUACUACUACUACUACUACUACUACUACUACUACUACUACUACUACUACUACUACUACUACUAUUACUAUGACGACAAAGAAUCGUGAAAAAGCUUUUUUUUUUCUUAUUUUUUUUUUCUUUUUUAUACAACGUUUUACGUGAAACAUCAGUAUCCACAAUUAUAGAUUUUUACGUGUACUUUAUAGGAAAGAUUUUUCCGCAACGUAUUGCGAGUAUUUUUUAUGUAGACGUU
Messenger RNA from Vespa mandarinia (Asian giant hornet), 7320 nucleotides. It is a transcript of the gene Bsg25D, whose product is annotated as blastoderm-specific gene 25D. Gene Ontology annotation, biological process: microtubule anchoring at centrosome. Gene Ontology annotation, cellular component: centrosome. Lineage: Eukaryota; Metazoa; Arthropoda; Insecta; Hymenoptera; Vespidae. The record is from RefSeq and is a predicted model, not a curated record. Gene Ontology annotation, molecular function: calcium ion binding.